This is a messenger RNA of Fusarium keratoplasticum, 354 nucleotides long. RefSeq lists its product as uncharacterized. Bases 1 to 354 code for a protein of 117 amino acids. The record is from RefSeq and is a predicted model, not a curated record. Lineage: Eukaryota; Fungi; Ascomycota; Sordariomycetes; Hypocreales; Nectriaceae. The transcript has a single exon.
AUGCAUUUUUCCAAGCUCCUUAUCACCGCCGCCGCCGUCUUCAUUCAAGGCAGCCUCGCAGUUGGCGUCAAGACCUACAGCGGUCGUGACUGCACCGGCGUGGAACAGACUCUCAAGGUCGACAAUAAUGCAGCUUGCAAUCCUGACACCCAACGAUUCCAAUCUUACAAAGAAAACGGAUGGGGACCGGGCAACGGGCAGGGAAUUGCGUUCCAUGCUCAACCUAGUUGCUCUCAAGAGUCGUUCAUAUAUGACACGUACUCUCGUGAUGGAGAUUACUUCCACUCUAAGCAAUGCUACAAUAUCAACGGCCAUUCGCCUGUGAAAUACGCUCAGGGUAUGAAACUCUAUUAG